Molecule: messenger RNA, 2832 nt
Organism: Funneliformis caledonium
Lineage: Eukaryota; Fungi; Glomeromycota; Glomeromycetes; Glomerales; Glomeraceae
Source: the annotation of a GenBank genome assembly
AUGUCACGUUCCUGGUAUCAAUUUCUAAUACAAAAAAAUCCUUCUAACUAUAAAAAUUAUCAAAGAAUAAAUAAAAGUUGGUUUGUUAUCGACUUUUCUUCCGAGUUUGAGGUAUUAUCACUUCAUAGAAAGUUGUUUGAAUUUUCAAUAAAAAAAAACUUUCAUUAUGAUCUUGAAAAAGCUCAAAUACAAAUCACAAAUGCUGGCUAUAUACAUUUACAAAAUAAUGCUUUUGACGAAAGCUCGUGGAUUCCAUUAUUACCAGAUUAUACCGUAUAUACAUCUUUGGAAGGAAAAUUUUUUAAAUUUUUUAUCAAGAGAGAGGAAAAUUCUUUAUACUUUGUUUGGCAAGAAUUCAGAAAGGAUUUUACAUUUACUAGUUGUAAUGCUGAAGGUCAAGAAAAACUAGGAUUUCACCUAAUGAUAAAACACUAUAAUUUAAAAAACACUUCGCUUACUUCAAUUUUAGGACUUAAUGAAUCCACUAUUAUAGAAAUUUUACAAAGAACAGUUCACAAAGAACUUGAGAAAAUUUAUGAUAAUGAAGAAAACUCUAUUUUUUGUAGAAUAAGCUUGGAAGUAAAUGGAAAAAACAUUACUCCGGAAUCUACACAGGCUCUUAUGUUAAAAGAUAAAGUUAUACAGCUUCAAAACGAAAGAUCUAAUUUGGAUAAUAAAACUGAUCUAAAUCAAAAAUCCGAGAAGAUAAAAAAGGCAGUAUAUGAUAUUUUAGAUGAAAAAAAUUUGGGAUCUACAAUCUUAAUUAGCAUAGAACAAUAUCUUUCUCUUGUACUCUUCCAUCCUUGUAGUCAUUGCUAUAAUACCAAUUUUCAUAGUAAAUCUUGUCAUGUAUCUUAUACCGGAAUUAACUUUUCACACCUUGUUGUAGCAGCGGCUUUAGCAAAUGCAGUUAUUGGUAUUACUACUCAAAGUUGUAGAUGGUCAUAUCAUCAAUAUCAGUCUCAAAUGUUUCCUACAAUUAUAUCAAGAGCUGUGGAUUCUGCUAAACAAGCAUUAAAUGCUGCUAUAUCUUAUGCUAAUACAAAACAAAAAAAAUCUUUAAUCGUUGGAUUUGAUUGCUCUUGGUCUCAUUCUCGCAAUGCAGGUCAAGCUAGCGGAGAAUUUAUUUAUCUGGAUGAUCUCGAAGCGGUUGUUGCCUUUUAUGUAGUAGAAAAAUCUCAUAUUAUUACCAAAAAAGGAAAAGUUGGAGCUUCCGCUGAUGAAAAAAUUAUAGUACAAAAAGGAAAUUUCGAUACUAGUUCCCAUCAAAUGAAGCAUGCCAUUUUAAUUGCGCUUUUAGAAAAGAUUACCCCAAUAUUAGAAGAAUCCGAUCUUUUGCUUGAAGUUUGUGUUGAUGGAGAUUUAGAUUCUAAUAAAACCUUGGCAAACGUUCCUGUUUUUGAGCAAUAUAUAAUGAGAUAUUUUAAUGGAUGUGUUUUUGCUGCUGGUUUAAAAAAAAAGAAUAAUAAAUUAGAUGUACCAACAAAUGAAGAACUUCGUUAUAUUCAAGUAGAAGGUUUAAUCCAACAUUUGCUCAAUAACCAUAAUCUUUGUUGGAAAGAAGUUUGUUGGCAUAAAGAAAAUGAAGAGUUACAAUUACAAUCUCCAACAUUACAAUCUUUUACAAAAACAGAAAUUAAAGGGUUUCGGCAAAUGCUUUUAACGAUUUUUAAACUUCCUAUUCAACAAAGUCUUGUUACUCAAUAUCGAACAACUUACAAUGAAGCUUUUAAUCAAAAAAUAUUACGAUUUCUUGAUAAACGAAUUGAUUUUUGGGCAUCUUAUAAAGCACGGUAUGCUUUAAUUAUUAUAGAUAAUAAUGAGGGUCUUAAUUGUAUGAUGAGGACUGUACGCGAAGCUGCUCAAUCACAUGAUUUCAGUUUAUAUGAUCAGAGCAAUAUAAUUAAAUUUACUGGAGAACGUCAAAGUCAAUUAGAUUGUAACCGGAAUAAUAUAGCCAAACGUAACCAAGAACGAGCUUGUAACGAUGAUGAUUUAAAAUCUAAUAUUUAUAAUAGGACAGGUUGGUGGGAAUGCUUGUUGAACAAAAAUUAUAUUCCUAGUGGUGAGAAACAUAUCUUAGAUUCAAAAGAAUUAAUAAUAUUAGUUGCAAAACAAAUAUUUGGGUAUAAUCAAUUGCGAGAAGAACAACUUGAAGCUAUAGAGACUUAUCUAGAUAGCAAAGAUACAUUAGUAUCAAUUAAAAUUGGAGGAGGAAAUCCUUUUCGUGAGUUAGUAUGCCUAGGCAUACUUUGUACUUCGAUUUAUGCAAACUCAAUACAAGGCAAAAGUGAACAAGCUAAAAUAUUUGAAGAAAUCGCUCUUGGAUUUACUAAAUUCAUAAUUGAUGAAGCUCAUUGUAUCUUAGAUUAUAGUAAUUUUAGAGAAUCAUGGAAAAAUUUAGGAUUAUUAAAAAAAAAUUGGCCUAUGGUUCCUAUUAUGCUCUUAACAGCUACUUGUAUAUAUCAAGAUGUUCAAGAUAUUCGCAUUUCUCUCAAAAUAUCAGUAGAAAAUUUUGCUAUAAUUCGAGAUAGCUAUAGAAAUUUUCAAAAGAAAGAUAAUUGUGAAAUCUUUUUGAAUGAACUUAUAAAUCUAAUUAAGAAGUACGAAAAUGGAAGGGCUAUUAUUUACUGUGCAAUACAAUCGGGUUGUGAUAAUCUUUUUGCAAUAUUACAACCACUUUUACCAGAUAAAAAUUUAGCUGUAUAUCAUGGAGGAUUAGGAGAUGAACAACGUGAAAGCAUUAUGUCACAUUGGAAAGAUCAUAAAAUCAAAAUAAUGAUUGGAACAAAUGCAUUUGGUAUGGGUAUUAAUUCUUCUGAUGUUUAUCUA